AUGUUUCUUUCAACUCUGUACUGGAAUGUGAACCAACCCAAAGACCAAUGGACUGAACAUUGCCCCGAGUUCCUGCUUGGACAGAGCCAACAGAGUAUCAAAAUUUUGUCUACGAAGAAUCAAGAUUUCAAGAGGCUCUCCUGGCCACAGGUCCAAGAUCUAGUCAAGGUCUGCCGCACACCUACGUGGAUACCGCGAAUACACAUACCAAUUGAAGAAGAUGCAUGGCUUGGUAUUAUCCUUCUUGCAACAGGACCGACUCAAUGGGACGACACCACUCCCUCUGGUGACAAAGCAUUCUCCAAUCCUGCAGACUUCAAGAUCUUGUACAAUGACUGGCCUUAUUUCAUCGACGAGAACGUCGCUCACCUUGUUGUGUGGACUAAAUUCUUCAUUGAUGAAGAUGAGAAGAAUGGGGAAGUGACUGAAGCGGCGAAAGCCACCAUUGAAGCCCUCAUCACGAGAACCUUCUGCUCUAGCAAUAAUGAUCCUUCCCGGAAGAUGGAGAGAAAUCAGAUCGUCUGGUUUAAAAAUUGGAGAAGUCUGAAAAGCAUUCACGACUUAGGUAUGUGGCUGCAAGAGGAAGCCUACAUGAGGCGCGGACUUAUUGAGAGUACAGAGCAUUUCCAUAUCAUGCUGUACAAACCACCAACUGAACUUUUGCAAACCAUCACCCAUGGGGAUCGCCCAGGAUACGAGAGAUGA
Molecule: messenger RNA, 705 nt
Organism: Exophiala aquamarina CBS 119918
Lineage: Eukaryota; Fungi; Ascomycota; Eurotiomycetes; Chaetothyriales; Herpotrichiellaceae
Exons: 2
Coding region: 1-705 (234 amino acids)
Biological process (GO): N-acetylglucosamine metabolic process
Cellular component (GO): cytoplasm
Source: RefSeq, a predicted model, not a curated record